Messenger RNA from Eublepharis macularius, 4847 nucleotides. RefSeq names its product membrane associated ring-CH-type finger 1 (gene MARCHF1). Gene Ontology annotation, cellular component: cytoplasm; late endosome membrane; lysosome. Bases 120 to 1736 code for a protein of 538 amino acids. The transcript is spliced from 8 exons. Lineage: Eukaryota; Metazoa; Chordata; Lepidosauria; Squamata; Eublepharidae. The record is from RefSeq and is a predicted model, not a curated record. Gene Ontology annotation, biological process: antigen processing and presentation of peptide antigen via MHC class II; protein polyubiquitination; immune response. Gene Ontology annotation, molecular function: zinc ion binding; ubiquitin protein ligase activity; MHC protein binding.
UCGGUAGUCCCGGCGCGGGAGACGGCCAGCAAUGGGAGAAGUUCGAUGGGCAGAAACAAAGAGAAGAGCAAGGGAGUCGAGAAUUUCAGAAAUUGAAAAGGGAUAAGUGGAAGGAGAAAAUGUUGGGCUGGUGCCAAGCGAUAGCUCGUAAUCCUCACAGACUCCCAAACAGCACAAGAACCCCCGAGGUCUCAGGUGAUGCUUCACAUAUCUCUGCCUUGAAUGAUAAAUCUCCAGGUCGCUCAACAAGUCGGUCAAGUAACAUUUCAAAGGCAAGCAGUCCUACCACAGGGACAGCUCCCAGGAGUCAGUCACGGUUGUCCGUCUGCCCUUCUACUCAGGACAUCUGUAGAUCUCCAACCUUGCAUGACAUUUCAGAAGAUAAGUUUGAAAUAUCAACCUCGGUCACAGUUCUGACUUCUGCUCAUAAAGAGCCUGGUAAGAAACAGUUGAAACGAAGGGUUAGGCGGCGAAAGGAUGCUGAGGAAACCAGUGAACAUGCAGAAAAGCAAAGGGAAGAGAAGGACAGCUAUGUGUGCACCAAACUUACAAAUGCUAGGUGGAACCAUUUGCGUAAGACAUCAUCCGAUUCAUCAACUUCAGAUGAGAAUGCCUGGGCCCUGGUUAGAAAAAGACAGAGAGCUAAAAUGCCCAAAAGAUUCAGAAAAAGGAGUAGCUCAAACAUUCAACAAGAUGGAUCUUCUAAAACAAACACCAUUGAACGUGUCACAGUGCAGACAAAUGGGGAAGAGAAGCAAAAAGCAUCUGAGCCGGAAGGCCACAUUUUGAAUCUCCAGCAGGAUAAGAUUUCAAAGUGGAAAGAAACCUGCCCCUCCCUGUCGUCAGUGUCCUCUGUGGAGGCAAGGAAGUCCUUGAGGCAGUGUGAAAAAAGCAAGUGCAAAAACAACCACAAGGAGACUUCGGUUUACAUUAGGCAAGACAGAACAAGCAAAGAGGAAAGUGUUUCAGAGAGACUCUCAGGCAGCGAUACUUUGUCAGUUCCAAGAAAUGGAGCACCUGCUGGCACAAGACCUGCUGUGACCAACGCAGUGCAGAAACCUCCUGUGUUGUGUGAUGACUGGUCUGAUGAUUUCGAAGUGUGCAGGAUCUGUCACUGUGAGGGAGAUGACGAAAGCCCCCUCAUCACACCGUGUCGCUGCACAGGGACCCUACGUUUUGUUCAUCAGGCCUGUCUGCAUCAGUGGAUUAAGAGCUCAGACACACGCUGCUGUGAACUCUGCAAGUAUGACUUUAUAAUGGAGACCAAGCUCAAACCUCUUCGAAAGUGGGAAAAACUACAAAUGACAACAAGUGAGAGAAGGAAGAUAGUCUGCUCUGUCACAUUCCACAUUAUUGCAAUUACCUGUGUAGUUUGGUCGCUGUAUGUUUUAAUAGAUCGGACUGCUGAGGAAAUUAAGCAAGGCAACGACAACGGUGUCCUGGAGUGGCCAUUUUGGACAAAAUUGGUUGUGGUGGCCAUUGGAUUCACUGGAGGACUCGUCUUCAUGUAUGUACAAUGUAAAGUCUAUAUUCAGCUGUGGCGAAGGCUGAAGGCUUAUAAUCGAGUGAUAUUUGUUCAAAACUGUCCAGACACUGCCAAAAAAAUAGAGGAGAAAAAUCCUUCCUCUGUUCAGAACACUGAAAUCAAAGAUGCUGUCGUGGUGCCAGUAUCACAGACAGCUACAAACUCUCAGCAGUCAGGAGAAGAAACUGCCUCUGAUGUGAUGCCUGUUUGAUGGAAGUGGCAUUUCCCCUCCCUUCAUUGAAGAACAAAGCAACAUGCUUUCUCCUAUCCAGCCACAAUAAAGGGCAAAACCGCUAAGUAUUUUUUAAUGAAGAGCAAACAGAAAAAUAACCAGGAAAAUUGAUCAGAAGAAAUUACACGUUACCUCUGGAAUGCUUUUGUGAGGUAAUUUUGCACCUUUCUGGCUAGGCACAGUGAAAGUGGGCAUGAAGAAAUUCUAGAAGAGACAUAGUCUGACAGGCAAACACAGCAGCACCCUUUUCAUUGGCUGAAAAGAACUGUACAUGGACAUAUUACAGGUGUUCUGUUUACAAAGGAAGAAAAUCCUUAUGUAUUUGCUACUAUGGUCUUUUGCUAAUUAUUGUAAUCUUGAACACACACUUUAAAGCAAUUUUUUAAAAAUGAUUAUUAACUGUUAAAAAUCAUGUAAGAGACAACAUGCAUCAUAGCACAAAUUAUCUAACGUCAUAACAUAAUAAUUUAAUUCUGAAGUGACUUACCCAUAGCAUCUAUGGAAGAGGUUUAGAAGAGGUGUCAAAUAAGACCAUUCCCAAAUAAUCAUUUAAAGCAUAUAUUUAAAAAUGGAGUAUUGCAAUUUAAUGUCAAGCAUUUUUCUUGGUCCCCAGUAAGCAGAUGUUUCACCUCAAGGCUUCUUUGCAGCUUGGCUUUAGCUUAAAGAACUAAAGUGGUUAAAAAAAAGAAUAUUCUAGUCACCUCUAAAAUUAUUCUGCAAAAAGGUAAUGUGUUCUAUAAUCAGUGGCGGUUGUAGACCAGAUGAAUACGAUAGUUCACUGCAAAAGAUUGUGAAUCGAUUUCAGUACUUAUUUAAUAGUGUGUGAAAUAUGCAAAGGCUGAGAGAUUAAAGCCUGUUCUUUUGUUUUGAGAGAUCAGGAAUAGAACAGAAACUAAGAAGUCUUGGAAGAGUCAGUGUAGACAGCAUGACGGUAUCUCUCUUGUCAGUUAAGAGGACACUGGAUAUAUGUGAUGUCUUCUAUAUGGGGAUGACUGAGCCAUUAAGGGUUCAGUAGUUCGGUUGAUACUAUUGUGUUUUCAGUAUUUUUAUGUAAAACUGAAGUAUGUCGAAUUUAAAAAAAUGCACCCAGCAGGAAUAAGUUUUGCGAAAAAAAUAAGUUUUGGCAUCCCCUUUCAGAAAUAUGUACUUGAAGAAGUCUAAAUAAUCAGAUCCUAAAAGGAAAAAAAGUCAGUCUUAUAUACACUGUUAUGCUUGUUGAAUGUAUUGUGAAUUGUGCCUAAGUAAUGUGAGUAAUACAAGGACAGUGUUACUAGUAAUGGGAAGAGAUUUAUGUUGGCAGUGGAUUAGGCUAAAUUGUUUUCAAGGGCCAUGUUUCAUGAUGAAAAUUCUAAACCCACAGUAAGGACUUGAUCCUGAAAAGAUACUGAUGAUCUCUCGACAGCUAACAAAAGGUAGAAAAGUCAAUCAGCAUUUCCCUGCAUAUUUGUAUGGAUAGUAAUAUCCAUUGUUUUCUUAAGAGUCAUGCCUCAGGUAAAAAUGUAUUAAUUAUAUGCUUAAUAUUAAGGCAGAUUUAACAGGAUUUUAAAAUGGUUGAGAUCAUCCUUGACCAGAAGCUAUAUAACUGACCAGUCGGUGAAAUCUUUCAUCCUAAAAACAUAAUUUUAUUUUAAAAAAAUAAAAUGGUUAACUGAAUUGCCAUCACAAGCACAAACUGUCUGUUGGGUUCAGAACAAAAAGAAUUUAACAAAGUCAUAGGACAGACCAAGCAAAAGUAGGAUCACAGAGUUCAGAUCUCUAUUAAAUUGGAUGGUUUGUCUGUCUCACUAAGGAAUAUAGUUGCAGCAAUAACUGGCCUCCUGGGGGGAUAUUUCUGCCUAUGUAAGCACUUCGAGUAAAACACUGCUUUACUUGGACAGUGCGUGAUUGUGGCACAAUAGUAAGAAUUUAAAGUAACGAUUGGACUUAAAAAUGCAAUGCAAUUAACACACAGUGUAAGUGUAUUGAGACAACCAGUUUUCUAGGUAAUAACUUUAGCAAUCUCUACAAAAUAAAGAGUUUAGAUAGGAUUGUAUGAAGGACUCCAAAAUGUUUUUAACUUGAGGAGCCUUUUGAAACAUUCAAAGGCUGAUUUGUUAUGUGUCCCAAUGCCAAUUACAUAUUGGAUUCGUUCAAAAUAACCUUGUACUAUGGGGACUCUGUCAUGUGUUCACUAUAAACCACUAAGGACUUCAAAAAAUAUCUUACAGUCCUAAAAGAGUCAGCAGGGGCUAACAGAAUUAAAAUGACAAUUUCCAAGAGAAAGAAGUUUGUUUGUUGCUUUAGUGUUUAAAAAGGGGAAAGUAUUCAGUAUGCUAUUUCUGAAACUCAACAGAAGUAGCUAAAACAGCUAUGGAGGAAUUGCAAGCAGUUUAAAAAAAUAAAGGUACAAGUUGUUACACCAGUUGCAGUACUAUGCCUUUGGUAGCCCCAGUUAUGUAGAUCAACCAUUAGAAAUGUUAGAAGUUUCAUCAAUUAAGAUAUGAAAAGUAUGAAGAUGAUACCCCAUAGAUGAUUAUGAUGAGAAUUAGUUAAACAAAAAAGGUAGUGUUAAGACAAAAUUUUCAAGAAAUUCCUUAUAGGACUUCAGGGGCUUUCCCCUCAGGAAGGAUUAGUCUGUUAGUGUUACAAGCAGAUCUAAAGUAGCCAAAUUGGUGCUAUUGCUUACAUCUGGAAAGCAGCUGAUAUUGUGGCUCUGAGAAGUAUUCGAUACACAUCCCCAUCACCAAAUUGGCUGUCAAAUUCUGAAUCUUGCACUGCAAUGCAAUCUAUGAUGCAAAUAUUUUAUUGUGUUUGAUUGUUGGACCUACGAGUUUAUUACUUGUUUUACCUGGUUCUCUUGCAAAAGAGCGUAAAUGCUUUUGUGGGUGACGUUAUGUAUUAAAAGAUAUUGGGGUGGGAAAGAAACAUAAUAUAAAAUACUAAUUGUUGUGGAAAAAUGUAUUUGUAUUAAACAGAUGCCUCAAAGGUUGCGGUGAUUUAUUUGCUUUAAAAUGCAACAGAUGCUGACUAAAUUGCAAACUGUCAGUAGAUGGUGAGCAUUGACUUACGUUGCCUUGCAAGUUAAAUGUAGUCCUGUAGUGUCCUUUUGUU